Messenger RNA from Chironomus riparius, 409 nucleotides. Lineage: Eukaryota; Metazoa; Arthropoda; Insecta; Diptera; Chironomidae. The record is from the annotation of a GenBank genome assembly.
AUGGGUAAAACCUGCAAAAUUGCAAGCUGCAACAAAAAUAAAACAAUUACAAAUCUUUUUAAAGUACCUAAGCACUCAUUAAACAAAGAUAAAUGGUUGUUAUUUUUAAAAUCAAACAACAUAAGUGUCGACGGAAGUGAAAUAUAUUUAUGUGACUCUCAUUUUAAAGAUGAUAUGAUUAUUAAAAGCAACUCAAGAGUAAGAUUAACUGACAAUGCAUAUCCUUCCAUAGAUCCAGAACAGCAACAUCCAGUAAAGCCAAAAAUUACUAUUAUUUCAAAUGAACGAGUUGAAACUUGAGCUUCAUUGUCGAUUGUUACAUUCAAAAAACAAAUUUGCAUCGAAGAAUUGAUUUUUGUUCAUAAAUAAAUUUAACGGUUUUUAAAAUUUCAAAAUAUUUUAUAAAAAA